Molecule: messenger RNA, 1930 nt
Organism: Rhizophagus irregularis DAOM 181602=DAOM 197198
Lineage: Eukaryota; Fungi; Glomeromycota; Glomeromycetes; Glomerales; Glomeraceae
Source: RefSeq, a predicted model, not a curated record
UUAAAUAAUUUUUUUCAAAAAUGGACUCUUACUCAAAAAACAAAAUAUCCGUUGAAUGUUACAAUGAAAUUUUUUAUCAACUUAAAAAUGAUAUAAAGACUUUAUAUAAUUGUACAUUCGUAAACCGAUUUUUUUGUCGUUUAGCGACGCCGUUAUUAUGGGGUACGCCUUUUGAACACAUAAAUUUGGAAAAUCCAAAAUCACCUCUUAUUAUAAAUACAUACGUAAGUUCUUUAGUGGAUGAAGAUAAAUCAUUUUUAAGACUUACAGGAAUUCCUUUAGAAUUACCAGAAGCGACAUUUUUUUAUUACCCUGAAUUCUUAAAAAGUUUUAAUUCACAAGUAUUUCAAAUAUUAAUUGAGAGGUGGUUAAUAUUAAUGGAACCAUAUAAUUAUUAUGUAAAUUAUCAGGAUAAAUUGGUAUAUUCAACUUAUCUUGUUAGUAAUUUAUUAUUUGCGUCGACUAAUAAAUUGGAAUCCUUGAAUUAUUUUAGGUUAAGUUCUCAUGAUAGAAUGUUUUUUAUUAACCAUAAAGAAUUUGUUUAUUCUAUAUCUCAUUUAGUAAAUUUGGAGAUUACCUAUUUUGCUGGAGCAAACAAUCCUAAUAUUCAAGAAGAUGAAAAUAAUCUUAAUAAUUUAUUCGAUACUUUAUCUCAUUACACUUUUUCGAUUAGAUACGUUAAAAUUAAUAUUUCAUCAAAUUAUAUCGCUUCAUUUACUUCACGUUUUAUUGAAAGUAUUUUUAAUUUUAUCGCGCAUCAAUACAAAUUAGAAGCGUUAUCAUUUAACGAAUCCUUAAUUUUCGAAAACUUAUUCGAAUUUGAGGAAAUUAUCAAAUCUCAGGAAACAAAUUUAAGGCAUUUAACAAUUGGGGGGAAACUAAAAAAUUUCUCACGAAUAGUAAAAGUCUUACGAAAUUGUAGUAAUUUAGAGUCAUUAAUCUUUGAAGGAAAAAAAGGUUCUAUUAUAGAGGAGGAUAAUUGGGGAUAUUAUGAUGUUAAAAUGAGGGAAAUACCCAUAAUUGAAGAAAUUGAUUUCAAUAAAUUGAAAAUCAGAAAAAUUUAUUGUAUUGAAGAUUGCGUAAGCGUAGAUGAUGUAGAUGAUGGAUAUAGUAAUUAUAUGUACGAUGAGCAACAACAAGAAGAAUUUGAAACAACAGGAGGUGAUUCAUCAAUCAGUGAUGAUAUGGUUACACUUGGUCUUAAGAAAAUACUCUUAAUGACCAGCGCAAAUUUACGAACAUUAAAUUUAGGUAAAAUAAAUACCUUUAUCAUUACAAUAUUAAGAGAAUAUUGUUACGAAUUAACAAAUUUAUCAUGUGAAAUAUCAAUUAAAGAUUUUUGGUCGUUUACCAAGUUAUUAGAGGUGUUGAGUGGGUUAGAACAUCUCGAGUUGAAAUUAGAGUUGAAAUUAGAAUUGUCGUCAAUGUUAAAUGAUAAUUAUAUUGUGACGUUCACGAAUUCAUUACCUAACUCCUUGCAGAAAUUAGGUUUAAAUAUCUAUAGUGACGAAGACGAAUUCAUCACAUACUUUUUAAUGAAAUUACUGGAAAAUAUGGGCUAUAACAAAUUAUUUGAAUUAUAUUUUUGUAAUGAAAAAAUGAUUCGAAACGAAAAUUUACGACUAAUUUUACAAUUUGCUUUAAAUAGGAUUAGAUAUUAUGGUAAUGAUGUUAGAAACUUCAAAUUUAAAUAUGUUAUAGGAAAUUUUAAUCAAGACUUCGAUCAAGCUUUAUUACAAAAUGGGCGAGAAUGUAUGGACAUCAUACGUGAAGAAAUUUCGGACCGUUAUAAGUAAUUAUAUAGGAAAGUCUUUUAUAAAAAUGCUAUUUGAUGGGGUUAUUAAAGAUGAAUUUUUUUCUUAGGCUACUUUAGAAUAUUAGAUGUAUUGGAUAUUAGAUAUAUCAGAUGUAUUGCUAUAUUGUUAAUUAU